AUAAACAUUUUCAAGUUCAUUCUAUCAUUUAUAAUAUUAUAUGAUAUCGCACGAUCACAUUAAAAUAGAAAAUUUUCUAAAGAUGUCUGGUCUAUCGCUCCGCUUAGCAACAAAAAUUGGAAAAAAAUUUAACAACACAUUACCCCAGGUAAAAACUUCUUCACGGACUACAUCAAAACUCAUAUGUCGGUCAUUACAUAUAACAUGCAGCGCAAGAGCUUCAGAAAUUUCUUCUAUUCUGGAGCAAAGAAUUUUAGGAGCUCCACCCACAGCUGAUUUAGACGAAACUGGCCGUGUUAUAACUAUUGGUGACGGUAUUGCCCGUGUUUAUGGAUUAAAAAAUGUUCAAGCAGAAGAGAUGGUAGAAUUUUCCUCUGGGUUAAAGGGUAUGGCUCUUAACUUGGAACCUGACAAUAUAGGAGUUGUAGUAUUCGGUAAUGACACACUAAUCAAAGAAGGCGAUGUUGUGAAACGUACUGGUGCUAUUGUGGAUGUACCAGUCGGCGACGAUCUACUUGGACGUGUGGUUGAUGCCUUAGGCAAUACUAUUGAUGGUAAAGGACCAUUGACGUCUAAACUUAGAUACCGUGUGGGUAAAAAGGCACCUGGUAUCAUUCCACGCAUGGCUGUACGAGAACCUAUGCAGACUGGCAUUAAGGCUGUCGACUCACUUGUACCCAUUGGACGUGGUCAACGAGAAUUGAUCAUCGGUGACAGGCAGACUGGGAAAACUGCUUUGGCUAUUGAUACCAUUAUCAACCAAAAGAGAUUUAAUGAUGCUCAAGACGAAAAGAAGAAACUAUACUGUAUCUAUGUUGCUAUCGGACAAAAAAGAUCAACUGUUGCCCAAAUUGUAAAAAGGUUUACAGACACCGGUGCAAUGAAGUAUACCAUCGUUGUAGCAGCUACAGCUUCCGAUGCUGCUCCCUUGCAAUACCUCGCCCCAUAUACUGGAUGUACCAUGGGUGAAUUUUUUAGAGAUAAUGGCAGACAUGCUCUUAUUAUCUUUGAUGAUUUAUCUAAACAAGCUGUUGCUUACCGUCAAAUGUCUCUGUUGUUGAGACGUCCACCUGGUCGUGAGGCCUAUCCUGGUGAUGUGUUUUACCUUCAUUCUCGUCUUUUGGAACGAGCAGCUAAGAUGAGCGAUAGUAUGGGAGGUGGAUCUUUGACUGCUUUGCCUAUAGUUGAAACUCAAGCUGGUGAUGUAUCUGCAUACAUUCCAACUAACGUAAUUUCCAUCACUGAUGGACAGAUUUUCUUGGAAACUGAAUUAUUUUACAAAGGUAUUCGUCCAGCUAUUAACGUAGGGCUUUCUGUGUCUCGUGUCGGUUCUGCUGCUCAAACUAAGGCCAUGAAGCAAGUAGCUGGUUCCAUGAAACUGGAAUUAGCCCAGUAUCGUGAAGUAGCAGCAUUUGCUCAAUUUGGUUCUGAUUUGGAUGCAUCUACUCAACAACUUUUGAGUCGCGGUGUUCGCCUGACUGAACUGUUGAAACAAGAACAAUAUGUACCAAUGGCCCUCGAAGAACAAGUCGCUGUUAUCUAUUGUGGUGUACGAGGAUAUCUUGAUAAAGUAAUCCCAUCCAAAAUUACUACUUUUGAAAAAGAAUUCUUACAACACAUAAAAACCUCCGAAAAAUCAUUAUUGGAAACAAUAGCAAAAGAUGGAAGAAUCACAGAUGAGAGUGAUGCAGAAUUAAAAUCUGUUGUUAUUAAUUUCUUAGCUUCAUUUUAAUAUGCCCAAAUAAAAUAAACUGAAAUUGAAA
Molecule: messenger RNA, 1763 nt
Organism: Rhopalosiphum padi (bird cherry-oat aphid)
Lineage: Eukaryota; Metazoa; Arthropoda; Insecta; Hemiptera; Aphididae
Product: ATP synthase subunit alpha, mitochondrial-like
Exons: 10
Coding region: 41-1732 (563 amino acids)
Biological process (GO): proton transmembrane transport; proton motive force-driven ATP synthesis
Molecular function (GO): proton-transporting ATP synthase activity, rotational mechanism; ATP binding; ADP binding
Source: RefSeq, a predicted model, not a curated record